UACAACCGAACCAACCAGUCUACCAGUGACCACCGCAAUUGACACACGCACGGUAUCCAUUUGUCAAGGUCAAAAUGCCGAAAAAACUAUCGUACUUCAAUUUGAACGGUCUAGCCGAACCCAUAAGGUACAUUCUUCAUUACACCAAUCAAGAGUUUGAGGAUGUUAGACACGACGUAUACAGUUGGCCAGACCCGACAGUAAAAGCAACUCUCCCCUACGGCCAGUUACCAGUCUACGAAGAAGAUGGCCGUGUCCUUACUCAGAGCCUGGCCAUCGCCAAGUACGUGGCGAGAGGAACAGAUCUAGUACCAACGGACCCUUGGAAGAAUGCUGUCAUAGAGAGCAUCGUAUUCACCCUCAUUGAUUACUUCAAAAGUGUCGUACCCUCUGUGAGGGAAGCCGAUCCAGUAAAAUGUGCAGAAUUAACAAAAGAAGUUAUCGAAAAGAAUAUUCCAUUCUACUUCUCAAAAUUCAACAAACAUUUAGAAGAUAAUGGCGGAUUUUUGAGUGGCAAGCUCUCCUGGGGUGACUUUGUACUCUGUGGAGUAGUUGAAGCCAGCGACAUGUUUCUGGGCAUCGACUUGAGCAAGGACUACCCAGCUGUAAGAACUUUGGUCCAACACAUAAGGAAUCUGCCAGGAGUAAAGGAGUAUAUCAAGUCUAUUGGACCCUACUCCAUCGACCUUGCUAGAUUUAACCUUUCCACAAUGGCAAAAAAGCUGCAUUAUUUUAAUUUCAUCGCUAUUGCUGAGCCUAUAAGGUACCUUCUUCAUUACACUAAGCAAGAAUUUGAGGACGUCAGACAUGAUCACAGAUUUUGGCCAAACCCAGAGUUUAAAGAGAAAUUACCCUACGGACAGUUUCCUCUUUAUGAAGAAGGAGAUCGUAUGCUGACCCAAUCCCUGGCCAUCGCCAAGUAUGUGGCUAGAGGAACAGACCUCAUUCCUUCUGAUCCUUGGACUCAAGCUGUUUUGGAUGCCGCUGUGUACACCAUCUAUGAUUAUUGGUCAAAGGUUGGGGCUUUUAUUAAAGAAAAAGACCCGGAAAAAAAGAAAGUAUUGAAGAGUGAACUAUUGAGUGAAACGGUAGACUUCUUCUUCUCAAGAUUUGAGAAAGAUCUGAAGGAAAAUGGUGGUUACUUUAGUGGAAAGUUAUCCUGGGUGGAGUUCGUCCUAUGCGGUUUAGUAGAAGCAAGCAACUACUUCUUGGACACUGAAUUGGAAAAGAAAUACCCAAGAGUAGAAGCUUUAGUUAACAAGAUAAAGAGUCUACCGGGAGUCAAGGAGUAUGUUGCGGCCAGAGGACCUAAUGUUUUUAAACAUUGAUUUAUAAAUUAAUUAAGCAAAAACAUACCAAAGUAUAAAAAAAGAGAAUUCAUUUAAAUGUGUACAAAUUAACUAUUUGUCUGCCUUGAUAUGCUAGACACAUGUAAAUGGAACGCUUCCG
Spodoptera frugiperda (fall armyworm) is the source of this 1449-nucleotide messenger RNA. RefSeq lists its product as uncharacterized. Gene Ontology annotation, molecular function: glutathione transferase activity. Gene Ontology annotation, biological process: glutathione metabolic process. NCBI's taxonomy places the organism in Eukaryota, Metazoa, Arthropoda, Insecta, Lepidoptera, Noctuidae. The coding region runs from base 75 to 1328 and encodes 417 amino acids. The transcript has 8 exons. The record is from RefSeq and is a predicted model, not a curated record.